GAUUGUUUAAAACCUCGAGAUUUAAUAUUUAGUCAUUUUAGUUUUUCAUACUUUCUUAGUCUCUGUUUCUAAACUAAUUUUAAUCUAUUUGUCUGAAUUUAUAACUUAUAACCAUUUAUAUUUCAUUUUAACUAUCAGUUAUUGUUAUGUAACUUACUAUAGUUAAAUUCAGUGAUCUUUUAUAUUUCGAACACAUUUAGUAAUAUACAUUUUUGUUAUAUAUAUUUGUAUGAUUUCUUUGGUUCUUUAUAUAUUUGUAAAAUAACUUAACGAAGGUUCACGUUAAAAAUUACAGCAACAACUUCAUUACUAAACAAUUGAAUUUUUUUUUAAAGAACAUAAAAUUAGUUUUAAAACAAUAAAUUUUCUUAUAUAACAAAAAAUAUUCUUAUGUAAAAAAGUAUGUUCAUAUUAGAGAAUUAGUAAUGAUAAACCAGAUUCAAAAUUUCUGAAAAAAAUUAAAGGCCACAUUUUUUUAUAUUGCUUUAGGCCACCGGAUAUUUCGGGACGGCACUGCAGGUGCACAUCAAAAGCUGGUAGCCCACAGGCGACCAUAACAAGACCAAUGGCUGAGAUUUGAUCACUUAUCUGUCAUGUAUCCGAAUAUUAGGACACGAUUGGGCUUCCACGUCCACAAAUGUCAAAUAGGUGUAUCCUUAGUGUUGUGAGAUCAUAAAUUCUUAAAGGCAAAUGUGGAUAGGGACAUAUUUUCACUUUUGUUUCUAUGCAGUUUUGUCGGUUUGACAUUUUUAUGUACAUUACCUCUUUUUGUUUAACGCUGAUAUUUGAUGGCCGGAAGGAUGAAUUUGCCUAAUUUUUUUAUUUUUUUUCCCCUAAGGGUAGCUUUGACCAAAAUUGUUAACAUACAUGAUUUGUCUAACUCAUGGAAAUUAGACCUAGCUCAAAUUUUGCAAAACAGAUAAAAGUAUCAUCGUUUCUUUUUAUAUGCGAUUAUCGUCUAAAACUCAUUUACAGCUCUUAUCUCAGUUUUUCAAUAGUUGCCUUUUAUUUUGUGUACAGUUUCAGUAUAACAAUGUAUAUUGUAAACAUAGUUUUGAUAAAAUAAUACAUUUAUUAAAGUGUUUUAGUAUAAAAAAAGUUAGGUAAAAAAUUGUGGCUUAGUAGUUUGUGUUAGUAUACCAAUUGUUUUACUAUAUUCCACCAUUCAUGAAUGAGCUAUGUAUACACAUCAUGCCUAGUUUUCAAAGUGGUAGAAAAUGUUUUUUUCAGAAGGUCCAAGGACACAAGCUGAGGCUAAGCCCAAAAAAAAAAGUUUUAACUAAAUUUCAUAGAAAAACAAAUUUAGGUUAAAAAUGUAAUUCCUGAAAGCUGCAUUAUUUGGUCCUCUUAAUAGUUUAUAUAUUAAAAGAAUGGUCCUGAGAGAACCAUUUGUUUCUUUAAGGCACCAUCCUCCACAAUAUAAAAAGCUAACGAGUAAACAAUAGAAGAAAUUGAAAUAUAGGACAUAACCACAAAAUCCUAGGGAGAUCUGGCAUUAUUGAAGCUCAAAGUGUCAAACUAUGGAUCCUUAUAAGAAUCCUAAUCCGAAAGGGUACCAGCGACAGAGACCAUUUGGCUCAGCCGGCGAAGGUGGAAGCAGCGGCGGCUCCGAUAUGCCCCAUGAUAUAGAUGACAAUAAGAAGAAGAAGAAGCUGCUUCACCGCGACAUCGAACGCCAGAGAAGACAAGAAAUGGCUACACUAUAUGCUUCCCUUCGUAGUCACCUACCUCUCCAAUACAUCAAGGGGAAGAGAGCUGUUGCGGAUCAUGUAAAUGCAGCGGUUGGUUUCAUUAAGGACACAGAAACACGGAUUAAAGAACUCAGUGCAAGAAGAGACGAGCUAAGCAGAGAACAAACAUGUCAGAGAUCGGAUCCUAACCUAGCAAGAACUGGAUUCGAGUUAGGCAAAUCGGAUCCAGCGAGUUUGAUUGUGCAACCAUGCGUGAACGGUUUCGAAGUGGCGGUGAGCAGCAACUCUUCAGGUCCUGACGCUUUGCCACUUUCAAGAGUGCUUGAGGCACUUCAGGAGUUAGGGCUUGAAGUCAUCAACUCUCUCACCACACGAGUAAAUGAAAGGCUCAUGCACACUAUUCAAGUCGAGGUUAAUACUUUCGGAUGCUUGGACUUAGCUUGGUUGCAGCAGAAGCUAGUCGAGGACUUGAUCCUUUCGCCGGGAAAUAUCUAAAGCUAUCUUGAAACUUCAUCUUGGGAGCGGGCCUUGAAAUUCACUCGUGGAUGGAGGCGUAGCUUCGGUUUAAACAAGUUCAAGUGUGUGCUUUUGUUAUGUUUCAAAAGACGUUAGGGGUAGCUAGGUCAUAAAAUUCACCAUCAUUCACUGCCCCCACCGUAGAGACCAAGGGUUUGAUGUUUGCAACAUUGCAUUUUACUCACCAUCUAAGGUUUUUGUGUGUUUGCUUUACAUUUUGCUUCGAUUUAUUACCUCCAAAUUUCAGCUAUCAUGUUUCCCUUUCAUUAUAAUGUUUUGUAUCAUUCCAUAGCUAUGUUUUCAUGCGGAAUAUUUAGUAUGAAUCUGAGGGUUUUAUAUAAUGUAUAUCCCAUGAAUCAUUAAGUCUUAUUGGAAGGAA
This is a messenger RNA of Brassica napus (rape), 2586 nucleotides long. Its product is annotated as transcription factor bHLH126-like. Gene Ontology annotation, biological process: regulation of transcription by RNA polymerase II. The transcript is spliced from 4 exons. The record is from RefSeq and is a predicted model, not a curated record. Gene Ontology annotation, molecular function: DNA-binding transcription factor activity, RNA polymerase II-specific; RNA polymerase II transcription regulatory region sequence-specific DNA binding; protein dimerization activity. The coding region runs from base 1521 to 2186 and encodes 221 amino acids. Gene Ontology annotation, cellular component: RNA polymerase II transcription regulator complex. NCBI's taxonomy places the organism in Eukaryota, Viridiplantae, Streptophyta, Magnoliopsida, Brassicales, Brassicaceae.